This is a messenger RNA of Monosiga brevicollis MX1, 930 nucleotides long. RefSeq lists its product as uncharacterized. The record is from RefSeq and is a predicted model, not a curated record. Bases 1 to 735 code for a protein of 244 amino acids. The transcript is spliced from 4 exons. Lineage: Eukaryota; Choanoflagellata; Craspedida; Salpingoecidae.
AUGGAUGACGAGACCAUAAAGCAGCGGCAGGCUCGCCGCGAGCGCAUUUCCUCGCUGUUGGGCGAGAAAAUGCUGCAGGGCUGGUGCAUGCUUGGUUCUACCUGUCCCAAAUGUGGAACGAUUGAGAUGCGGGACCGGGAAAAGAACGUCGUGUGCAUUGCGUGUGAGAUUAUCGACGCCGAACAGCCGCAAUCAGCUGCGGCGGCUGCGUCCACAAACAGCACAGCUGCGCCUCGCGCCGAAGAAGCAGCCGCGGCUGUGCCAGCAAUGGAAGCGGCUGCCCCACCGGCACCCGUGGCCCAAGCAGCCCCUACGGCACAAACAGCCCCUGCGAGCCAACUCAAUGGACACGGCAUUUUUUCGAUGCGCUCCAACUCGACCUCCCCUCAACCCAUGCCAGAGACCCCCAAUGCCCGGCCAUUCUCUCUCUCGAGCAAGCGUCCGCAUGGGUUGCUUGACUCGCCCACCACGCGCAACGCCGCGGCAAUGGACAGCAGCUUCUUUCGGCGCCUGCAUCAGGUCGAAUCCAUCAACCUUCAGGUGGAGUACUCGGUGCGCCUGGCCAUCCACAGCAUGAACACCAAGAUGCAGCAGGCCUCUACCAUGCUUGACAACGCCACAUCGGCGGCCGAAUCUCUGGAACUGAUUCACAUGAUUCGCGACACAGCCACAGUCAUCAGGGAGCUCUUUGCCUUCCAUGGCAGCAUUGUGCAGGGCAUUCCCGACUUGCAGUAAACACGCACGACGUGGCUCGCAAAGGGAUUUUUUUUUUGUGUGUUCGCGUGUGUGUGUGUCGGAGAUGAGGUGUCCUAUUGGGAAAUACAUUUGUGGUCAAUUCUCUUUCUCUUUGCGUGAACACGCUGGCCCAUCAAUAAAGUUUGAGAAAUUGUUGCUCGUGUCCUGACUUGCCACUCGAUGUGUCAAAGCGCC